GGGCGGCCCUUGCAAAAAGCAACAAACAUACCUUAACCAGGAAGUAAAGUGGAGUGAUAUUCCACCUGCAUACCGUCCUCUGCAAGGUGUGCUCUUCAUUCAUGGAGCCUCAGUAAUCCUCUAGCUGUGGAGAUUCGCAAUUAUCUGCCUUUCCCAGAAACGCUGGUGCUGGCAAAAUUCGGACUCGUAUAGAAGAUUACAUUUUUUUCAAAAAGAAGACCUUUUACUCCUAGUUCACAUUCAUCAAUAUGACGUGGGGGACACACCUGUACAGAAACUCUACCUGAGAGAACGAGGAAUUAGCAUUAUUUCAGCCGUGAAUAUGGGAAACUUCUGCAGGAAGCAUUGCAGCUGUUGCCUACAGACUUGUAUACUCUCUGAUAAUAGAUCUGAAAGUUACAAAGUAGGUGACACUGUUAUUGUGAAUAAUCAUGUGGAGAAUGCUGGUUCGCGUCCCGUGCUGGACCACGAGACACCCCAAAAUAUUACUGUACCUGUACAUUCACGGAAAGACUCCAGCGUAGCCUAUGUGGCGUUAUUUGAUUACGAGGCCCGCACAAGUGACGAGCUAAGUUUCUAUGCCGGGGACCAACUGCUUAUCUUAAAUUUUACUCAUGACAGUUGGUGGAAAGCUAGAGCCUUGACACCUCGAGGGAAGGCAGAAGGAUUUGUCCCAGCAAACUAUGUGGCUCCAGUCCACAGUAUUGAGUCUAAACCGUGGUUCUUCCGUGAUAUCAAGCGUUUGGAUGCAGAAAAGCAGAUUCUCCAGCAAGACAAUAAGGCCGGGGCUUUUCUUAUCCGAGAAAGUGAGACCCAAAAUGGGAAAUACUCUCUUUCUGUGUAUGAUGGCAUCUCCGUGAAACACUAUAGAAUCAGAACACUUGACAAUGGUGGAUUUUAUAUAUCGCCCAAAAGGACAUUUCAAGAUUUGGAGGCGCUUGUGAAAAAUUAUAUGAAGGCGGAGGAAGGACUUUGCUGUAAGCUCAGAAAACCAUGCAUAAAGAAUGAAGUUCCUCUGCCUCCAGACUUGUGUUAUGAAACUGCUGAUCACUGGGAAAUUGACAGAAACUCCUUGAAGUUUUUGAAAAAGCUGGGGCAGGGCCAGUUUGGAGAAGUUUGGGAAGGAUUGUGGAACAAUACUAUAUCAGUGGCUAUUAAAACAUUGAAAACAGGAUCAAUGAAUGCCCAAGACUUUUUAAGGGAGGCGCAACUUAUGAAGAGCCUCAGACAUCCAAAGCUUAUUCAGUUAUAUGCAGUGUGCAGUUUGGAAGAACCAGUGUAUAUUAUAACGGAACUCAUGCGACAUGGCAGUUUGCUUAUAUAUCUACAAAAUGAUAAUGGUGCGACAAUCAAGGUACCCCAACAGGUAGACAUAGGUGCACAAGUGGCCUCAGGAAUGGCAUAUCUGGAAAGUCAAAACUUCAUCCACAGAGAUCUAGCAGCUAGAAAUGUACUUGUUGGGGAUUAUGGUAUAUAUAAAGUAGCUGAUUUUGGACUUGCCAGAGUUUUUAAGGAAGAUGAUGUUUACCAGGCCAAAAAAGACACAAAACUUCCUCUGAAAUGGACGGCACCAGAAGCAAUCCGAAGCAACACAUUCAGUGUUAAGUCUGAUGUAUGGGCAUUUGGAAUUCUUCUUUUUGAAAUAACAACGUAUGGAAAAACGCCAUAUCCAGGCAUGAAUGGAAGACAGGCAUUCGAAAAAAUUGAACAAGGCUACCGGAUUCCUAAACCCUUCAACUGUCCCCAGGACCUUUAUAACAUCAUGAUGGAAUGUUGGAAUGCAGAUCCAGAAAACCGGCCAACCUUCGAAACCUUACAGUGGAGGCUUGAAGAUUAUUUUGAAACUGAAUCUUCAUCUUAUCAUGAUUCAAAUGCAUUUGCUAGUUAGAAUUUAGAUAGAAGGACCAGCCAUGAGACUCGAUUUAUAUGUUUUUAAUCACUUGAGUCAUCGAUACUGGAAAAGAACACAAAAUAUUUUUCUACUGAAGGACAAUCAAAAUCAGCAGCAUUUCAAUAAGUCAUUAAACUUGGACAUCACUACCUGAAGAAAUAAUUCACAUGGCUUUAAAAGGUUUAUGUGAAAAAAUAGCACUUUUAUAGAAGAUAAGCACUCCGGAGGCAUAAUGUAGGCAUUUAGCGUUUACAGAGAGUUCAAGAAAAUGUGACCUUUCUAUCAUGGUGUUGGCACUCUGUCAUCAUUCUGUCAUUUUGUGUGUUGGGGUAUAUAAUCUUAAGAAAGGUAGCUGGUCUCAGAGGAUGGGGCAUAAGUGUAACACGCCUAUUUCAUGUUUGAAACAAUCUUCCUAACUUUCUACUUUUUAAAAAUUAUUUUUAGCAUAAAUAUUCACAGAGAACAAGUGAGCAUGAAAAUGCUAAUUGCUGCUAAGAUCUAAACGUGGCCAUACACAAGCCUUAGACUAAAGGCUUAACCUACCCAAGUAGGAUGUUGGGGGAAAGAAAGAUUAUUUGUUCUUGUGGCUGAUAUGUAAUUGAUAGAGCUGUCUGGCAGCUGCUUAGAAUCUUCUCUCCACAGAGAAAAAAUGCCAGGUUUUUUUUGAGUUGGGAGGAAAAGCAGUUACCUGAACAAGUUAUCUGGUAGACUCCCUAGGGGUUCUAUUCUAGACCGUACUAGGAUGCUGAUUCUCGGCUAACUUUGAACAGUUAUGCAGAUGAAAGGCUUUCUGGAGAGAGGCACAGAGUUGCACAAUGAGAAGAAAGACCAUUAUUGGGUUGGAACAGGCUAAUUUGAGGUGUAGAGUCUAAGAAACCCUAUGUUCUUCACCUUUAAUUCCUGCAAGAACGUGUGACCCAUCAGAUACCCAAGUGGUAGCCCAUGGGAGAGUCCCUAAUAGUCUGACAGCAGAAAUUGGGCUGGGCUAAAGAAGUAGUAAGGGUAGAUUUGGUUUAGCAACAUGUAGGUGACCAUCAGCUUUUGAAUCAGCGUCAGAAGGUCAGGUAGUCAAGUGGGCUGGGUCAAACACAAGAAAUCACAGAAAUGCAAACAGGAAAAUACAGUAAGCCAGAAACUCACUAAAGAGUACUGGAAAAUUUUGUGAUUUGAAGGCCCUAGAGGAGUGAAGUCACAUGCUGUGGCAAGUCCCGCUCCUGUGGCUGGACCUGCACAACAGAGAGAGAGAUAUAAGUGACGUCCUAUCGUCUUGUUGAAGUCACGGAUAUGGAUGGCUGACAUGCCUCAUGUCGUUGAAGAUGAAGCAUCAUGGCUGCUGACACUAAUGUGUAUGACCAAUAACCAGCUUUACAUGCUUGAUUCUAAAUUCUCAUCUCU
Bufo bufo (common toad) is the source of this 3286-nucleotide messenger RNA. RefSeq names its product fyn related Src family tyrosine kinase (gene FRK). The transcript is spliced from 8 exons. Gene Ontology annotation, biological process: innate immune response; protein phosphorylation; cell differentiation. Gene Ontology annotation, molecular function: non-membrane spanning protein tyrosine kinase activity; signaling receptor binding; ATP binding. Bases 323 to 1888 code for a protein of 521 amino acids. Gene Ontology annotation, cellular component: extrinsic component of cytoplasmic side of plasma membrane. NCBI's taxonomy places the organism in Eukaryota, Metazoa, Chordata, Amphibia, Anura, Bufonidae. The record is from RefSeq and is a predicted model, not a curated record.